Molecule: messenger RNA, 468 nt
Organism: Salvia hispanica
Lineage: Eukaryota; Viridiplantae; Streptophyta; Magnoliopsida; Lamiales; Lamiaceae
Cellular component (GO): respiratory chain complex I
Source: RefSeq, a predicted model, not a curated record
GAAGAGAGAAGACUGAGGCUAGAGAGAGAAAGUAGUAAUCAAUAGAAGGUGAAAAUGGGGGGCGGAAUGGAGACCAAUAAGAACCGUUGGAUCGAGGACUGGGCGACUAAUAGGGAGAAUCUCGAGCACCAUUUCCGGUGGACCCGUCGCAACCUUGCCCUCGUCGGGAUCUUCGGCGUCGCCGUCCCCAUCCUCGUCUACAAAGGCGUCGUCAAGGAAUUUCAUAUGCAAGAUGAAGAUGCAGGGAGGCCACCCAGAAAAUUCUGGUUCACAUGAUGCUGUACUAAACCUGGCUGAAAUUCCAAGAUUCAUUAUAAUCUUAUUUCAGUAACAUUAUCUUUGCUUAUUGUAUGUUACAUGAUAUUAACUCUGCAUCAUGUGUCAACUCAGCAUCACAUUUGGAAAAAAUCAUUUGAACUUUGGAAGGUGCUGGAAAUAAUAGAAUUUGAUCAAAUUUCGUUAUUUUAA